Odocoileus virginianus texanus is the source of this 2561-nucleotide messenger RNA. RefSeq names its product dishevelled binding antagonist of beta catenin 2 (gene DACT2). Gene Ontology annotation, biological process: negative regulation of nodal signaling pathway. Gene Ontology annotation, cellular component: cytoplasm. Lineage: Eukaryota; Metazoa; Chordata; Mammalia; Artiodactyla; Cervidae. The record is from RefSeq and is a predicted model, not a curated record.
AUGGUAACAAUCCUACAAGCGACACACAGCAAUUNGCGGCUGGAGGCGGCGCUGGCGGCGCUGCAGGAGCAGCUGGACCGCUUGAGACGCCAGGACGUCGGCCUGCAGACGCACCUGGAUCAGCUGGACCGGCAGAUCAGCGCGCUGCAGCUGGACGUGCGCAGGGGCCCUGGCGAGGCUGCGGACAGCGACAGCAGGCCCAGCUCGGGCUUCUACGAGCUGAGCGACGGCGGCUCCUGCUCCCUGUCCACCUCCUGCACGUCCGUGUGCAGCGACCACGUGUCCUGCUCCCUGGGCACCUUGCUGCCCGCCGCCCCCAAGGCCAGGCCUGGCUCGGGAGACUGCCGGCCCCGCUCGGCGGAUGAGACCGCCGUGUGUGGGGUCCCCCUGCCUGCGUGGGGGCCCCCGGCCGGCGAGGAGGGGCCAGGCCAGCUACUGCAGGAGGAGCCCCGGCCGCGGCCGGUGUCCACAGGUGACCUUGAAAGGAUCCUACCGGCCGACGUGGGGCUGCAGAAAGCCGGGGCACACCCCGCGGCCGCUCCCUUCCUCUGCCACGGUGUGGACCCCAAGUACCAGUGCGACCUGGUGUCCCGGGGCGGCCGGGAGGUGUACCCGUACCCCAGCCCGCUGCACGCCGUGGCCCUGCAGAGCCCGCUGUUCGCUCUGACUAGGGAGACGCCGCAGCGAGGGCCGUGUUGCCCCAGCUCCGUCCGCUCCGGGCUGGCCUUCGAGGCUGGCCCCGCUGCAGCCUACAUUGAGCGGCUGCUGCGGCUGCGGGCCCGAGGGAGUGAGCGGGGGCCCCCCAGAGGGGAGGCGUCCCCAGCCCCGCCGCAGCUCGGUGCCCGGAAGGUGGACGAUGAAGAUGGCCUGGAGAAGCCGGCCUGCACCCCCGGGAGGGUAGUGGUGAGCGGGGCUGCCUGCGGGGACAGCCUCGCCCGGCCGCCACCUGUGCCCUCUGUGGGCACCCCACGCCCCAGCAGCCAUCCCAAGGGGGGACCUGGCCCCUUGUGUGGGCACAUGCGCGGGGAGACCCGUCCAGACGCCCCCCAGCUGGCCUGUGGCCGGGCCCCCGCUCCCCGCUGCCCCGCUCAGCCAACAGCGCUUGCUGGCUGGACGGGCGGAGGCAGGUGGCCGAGCGGGCGAGUGGACGGACGCUGCGCCCACCCCCACCUGGUUGCCAGCGGAGCUUCCCCCACAGGACCCCCCAAGACCAGGCCUGUGACGGUCAGGAGGGGGCCCAGCGACAAGAUGCAGGGGCCUGGGAGGCCGCAGCUGCAGUGGGGCGCCCUCGGGGUCCCCCGGCCGCCCCCAGAGUCAGGGGGUGCUCCCCAGAGGCCCACGCUGGCCGCAGAGGCGCCCGGCCGGUCCUGCUCCGAAUCCAGCCUCUACCCCGUGUCCUUCUUUGUGCCCCUGCUGGUGGCGCGGCGGGAGGGUCACCGGGCGUCGGCUCAGGCCUUGUUCCCCUGGGAAGCUGCGCCGCUGGGGGCUUCCGGGGGUGCGGCGCGGAAGAGGCAGCGCCGGUGGCAGUCCUCGGUGGAGAUCUCGGCCCGGGCACGCCCAGACCCCGGCCUGGUGCCCCGCAGGCCCGCAGCCCGGAGAGGGGGCAUCCCGAAGCCCGUUUUUGCCAGGCCCAGGCCCCCGCCGCCCCCGCAGGACACCGGCGCCCGCAGCGCGUCGGAGGGCUCCGAAAGCUCGGCCGAGUGCGCCUCGCUGCUCCUCUCCACCGCAGCCGAAAGCAGCUGGGAUGAGGCCAGCGACCACACCGCCAGCCGCUUCGGGGACGCCGAAUCCAGCGGCAGCGACUCGGGGGGCGGCGGGCGGCCGGGCCAGCGGGCCCGCGCCAGCUCCAAGCCAGCCCUGCCCCCAGUGCCCAGGCUGUGCCGCGUCAAGGCCUCCAAGGCCCUCAAGAGGAAGAUCCGCAGGUUCCAGCCGGCCGCCCUGAAGGUCAUGACCAUGGUGUGAGGGUCGGCCCGCCGGCAGAGGGGCCUCUCGGCUUAGGACCCGCCCAGCCUCUCUCACUCGCGUUUGGGGUGCGGGCUGCCAUCUGACAGCUCUGCUUGGUCCCCGAAGCCACCCUUUGACGGGGUCCCCUCAGAGGAGCUGCCGGGGUGUCCCUGGGUGUGUCACCCCGGGUUAGGCUGUGACUCUGGGUGUGUCGCCCACGGGGCCCAGCGGAGACCGUCUCCAGGACCCCGGGAUUGCAGGCCUGACGGCCGGCCUCCCAGGCCCUGUGCCCUGAGCCCGGGAUGGGUGCCCUCGGGCUGGUGCACGUUGGGCGGCAGGCGGUAUCCCCGAUGGCUGCGGUGCGGCUCUAGAAACUGGGCUGGGACAUGAGUCCUUGUCAAACGCUCCAGGUGAAUAAACACCUGAAAUGCCGUUGUCUUCGCAAGUCAGUCUGUCCCUGUAGCCUCCCCGCCCCGGGGACGUAGCUGGUGGUCAGCAAACCCUCGUCCUUCCGACCGUGAGGACGCUCUCUCACCCCGGGGGGAGAACGCGCUUCAUGUGAGUCCACGCCACACUCUUUCCAACACUCAUGUGUUGAGCAUAAAAGUGCUUUUGAA